AUGGCUUCCAACGCCCCUACGGUCCGGCACGCCCGGCGAGAAGAUGUGCCCGCAAUUCUGGAGCUGAUCCGCGAGUUGGCGGAUUACGAAAAGGAGCUUGACAGUGUUGAGGCGACCGAGGCCAAGCUCCUCGAGACCAUUGCAUUUGCGCCCUCUCAGCCGAGCGCCUCAACGUCAAGCGACAGCACCGCUCUUCCGCAGACGGAACCAACCUCUCCUUCCAAACCCGCCCGCUGUCUUGUUUUAACUACCCCCGGUGGUAUUGUGGCAGGCAUGGCGCUGUACUUUUACAACUACAGCACAUGGCGGGCGCGGCCGGGUAUCUACCUCGAGGAUCUGUACGUCAAGCAGAGCGAACGCAAGAACGGCUACGGCAAGCGCCUGCUGGUGGAGCUGGCUAAGGAGGUCGUUGCCAUGCGCGGUGGUCGGUUGGAGUGGGUGGUACUCAAGUGGAACGAGCCGUCUAUCCAGUUCUACGAGAGCAUUGGUGCUAAGCAGAUGAGUGAGUGGGUGGGCAUGCGGGUGGACGGGGAAGCGCUCACGAAAUUGGCGACGCUGCUGGAUUGA
This is a messenger RNA of Dichotomopilus funicola, 567 nucleotides long. Its product is annotated as acyl-CoA N-acyltransferase. The record is from RefSeq and is a predicted model, not a curated record. The transcript is spliced from 2 exons. Gene Ontology annotation, biological process: protein acetylation. Gene Ontology annotation, molecular function: N-acetyltransferase activity. The coding region runs from base 1 to 567 and encodes 188 amino acids. NCBI's taxonomy places the organism in Eukaryota, Fungi, Ascomycota, Sordariomycetes, Sordariales, Chaetomiaceae.